GCCGCUUUUCGCGCGAAAACUGGUUGUUGCCGGAGCGGCGGCGGGAAGCGUGGCGUUAGGAUGGCGGAAUCGUCUGAAUCCUUCACUGUGGCGUCCAGCCCAGCCCAGCGGCAGCGAAGUGAUCCUCUUACUUCCAGCCCAGGGCAAAGCUCCCGUCGCAUGGAUGCCCUGACCUCUAGCCCUGGCCGUGAUCUUCCCCCCUUUGAGGAUGAGUCUGAGGGGCUUCUAGGUACCGAGGGACCCCUGGAUGAAGAGGAAGAAGAUGGAGAGGAGCUUAUUGGAGAUGGCAUGGAGAGGGACUAUCGUGCCAUCCCAGAACUGGAUGUCUACGAGGCCGAGGGACUGGCCCUGGAUGAUGAGGACGUCGAGGAACUGACAGCCAGUCAGAGAGAGGCAGCAGAACGGGCAAUGCGACAGCGUGACCGAGAGGCUGGCCGGGGCCUGGGCCGCAUGCGCCGUGGGCUUCUGUAUGACAGCGAUGAGGAGGACGAGGAGCGCCCUUCCCGGAAACGCCGCCAGGUAGAGCGGGCCACAGAGGAUGGCGAGGAGGAUGAAGACAUGAUUGAGAGUAUCGAGAACUUGGAGGACCUCAAGGGCCACUCAGUGCGUGAGUGGGUGAGCAUGGCAGGCCCACGCCUGGAGAUCCACCACCGCUUUAAGAACUUCCUGCGCACCCAUGUGGAUGGCCACGGCCACAACGUCUUCAAGGAGCGCAUCAGCGACAUGUGUAAAGAGAACCGCGAGAGCCUUGUGGUGAACUAUGAAGACCUGGCAGCCCGGGAGCAUGUCCUGGCCUACUUCCUGCCAGAGGCACCAGCAGAGCUGCUGCAGAUCUUUGAUGAGGCUGCCCUGGAGGUUGUGCUGGCCAUGUACCCAAAAUACGACCGCAUCGCCAGCCACAUCCAUGUGCGCAUCUCCCACCUGCCUCUGGUAGAGGAGCUGCGCUCGCUGAGGCAGCUGCACCUGAACCAGCUAAUCCGCACCAGCGGGGUGGUGACCAGCUGCACAGGCGUCCUGCCCCAGCUCAGCAUGGUCAAGUACAACUGCAACAAGUGUAGCUUCGUGCUGGGGCCCUUCUGUCAGUCCCAGAACCAGGAGGUGAAGCCAGGCUCCUGUCCUGAGUGUCAGUCAGCUGGCCCCUUUGAAGUCAACAUGGAGGAGACCAUCUACCAGAACUACCAGCGUAUCCGAAUUCAGGAAAGUCCUGGCAAAGUGGCGGCUGGCCGUUUGCCUCGCUCCAAGGAUGCUAUCCUCCUCGCUGAUCUGGUGGACAGCUGCAAGCCAGGAGAUGAGAUAGAGCUGACUGGCAUCUACCACAACAACUAUGAUGGCUCCCUCAACACGGCCAAUGGCUUCCCUGUCUUUGCCACUGUCAUCUUAGCCAACCACGUAGCCAAGAAGGACAAUAAGGUUGCUGUGGGGGAACUGACAGACGAAGACGUGAAGAUGAUCACCAGUCUCUCCAAGGACCAGCAAAUUGGGGAGAAGAUCUUUGCCAGCAUUGCUCCUUCCAUCUAUGGGCACGAAGACAUCAAGAGAGGCCUGGCACUGGCACUGUUUGGAGGGGAGCCCAAAAACCCAGGGGGUAAGCACAAGGUACGAGGCGAUAUCAACGUGCUCUUGUGUGGAGAUCCUGGCACAGCCAAGUCUCAGUUCCUCAAAUACAUCGAGAAAGUGUCUAGCCGUGCCAUCUUCACCACUGGGCAGGGGGCUUCGGCCGUGGGCCUCACGGCAUAUGUCCAGCGGCACCCCGUCAGCAGGGAAUGGACCUUAGAGGCAGGCGCCCUGGUUCUGGCUGACCGAGGAGUGUGUCUUAUCGAUGAAUUUGACAAGAUGAAUGAUCAGGACAGAACCAGCAUCCACGAGGCCAUGGAGCAGCAGAGCAUCUCCAUCUCCAAGGCUGGCAUCGUCACCUCCCUGCAGGCUCGCUGCACCAUCAUCGCUGCAGCUAACCCUAUAGGUGGCCGCUAUGACCCCUCGCUCACCUUCUCAGAAAACGUGGACCUCACAGAACCUAUCAUUUCCCGCUUCGAUGUCCUGUGUGUGGUGAGGGACACGGUGGACCCAGUCCAGGAUGAGAUGCUCGCCCGUUUUGUGGUUGGCAGCCACAUCAGACACCACCCCAGCAACAAGGAGGAGGGGCUGGGUAGCAGUGGCACCCAGGAACCUGCCAUGCCCAACACAUAUGGUGUGGAACCCCUGCCACAGGAAGUCCUGAAGAAGUACAUCAUCUAUGCCAAGGAGAAGGUCCACCCAAAGCUCAACCAGAUGGACCAGGACAAGGUGGCCAAGAUGUAUAGUGACUUGAGAAAAGAGUCCAUGGCGACGGGCAGCAUCCCCAUCACAGUGCGGCACAUUGAGUCCAUGAUCCGCAUGGCAGAGGCCCACGCGCGCAUUCACCUGCGUGACUAUGUGAUAGAGGAUGACGUCAGCAUGGCCAUCCGCGUGAUGCUGGAGAGCUUCAUCGACACGCAGAAGUUCAGUGUCAUGCGCAGCAUGAGGAAGACCUUUGCCCGCUACCUUUCCUUCCGGCGUGAUAACAAUGAGCUGCUGCUCUUCAUCCUGAAGCAGUUAGUGGCAGAACAGGUGACAUAUCAGCGCAACCGCUUUGGGGCCCAGCAGGACACUAUUGAAGUGCCUGAAAAGGACUUGGUGGACAAGGCUCGUCAGAUCAACAUCCACAACCUGUCUGCUUUUUACGACAGUGAGCUCUUCAGGAUGAACAGGUUCAGCCAUGACCUGAAACGGAAAAUGAUCCUUCAGCAGUUCUGAGGCUCAGGACCGUCCACUGUAGCUUGUGGACAUCAUGGGCAGGAGGGCGGACCCAGGGCUGACUCCACACUCUACAGGCACACGGAACCCAACCAGUGAGGGACACUGAGGGCGGGUGCAGGGCUCCACAGCUGAAACACCCAGCUGCACCCCUGGUCUCCUGGGCUCAGGCUGGGCUGGGAACGAGGGUGCUUGUUUCUUUGGCUCCAGUUUCUGCUCCUCAUGCCGUCUGGGGUGGGCAGUUUGCCUCUUUAACCCGCUGGGCAGCCCUCCGCCUGUGGGAGGUUUGUCUCCACCUUGGAUCAGAGUCAUUUGAGGUGACCGAGCUCAGGAGGGUGUUACAAGAACUUGUUUUCCUCUUGGUGUGAGUCCCCAGUGCUGGAUGCUUCUGCCACUUUGGCCAAAGAUCAAGUUCAAGGUAUUUGUAAUGUUUUUCUGAACUCUAUCCUGCGGGUUUCUCUAGGCUUCUGUGAGUAGAGAAACUGUGGACAGAAGAGCACACAACAUGUGGCAUAGCACCUCACCGCCCCCACUGCUUCCCUGGGGGUCGGUGUGGUAGCGAGCUGGGAAUGAGAAUUAUCCCUGGUAACAAUGGUGCCCAGCCAGGGACUGGCCAUCACCAUUGCUGUGUUCCUUUGUUUACUCCUGCGAGGUAUUCCCCGUCCUCUCGUUGUAUAUUCAGUUUUUGUUUCUGUAGUUUUUAUUUUUAAUAGAAUGAAAUAAAAUCUAAAUAGUGCUGGU
This is a messenger RNA of Nyctereutes procyonoides (raccoon dog), 3513 nucleotides long. RefSeq names its product minichromosome maintenance complex component 2 (gene MCM2). Gene Ontology annotation, molecular function: 3'-5' DNA helicase activity; ATP binding; single-stranded DNA helicase activity. The record is from RefSeq and is a predicted model, not a curated record. The coding region runs from base 61 to 2772 and encodes 903 amino acids. Gene Ontology annotation, cellular component: nucleus; MCM complex. NCBI's taxonomy places the organism in Eukaryota, Metazoa, Chordata, Mammalia, Carnivora, Canidae. The transcript has 16 exons. Gene Ontology annotation, biological process: mitotic DNA replication initiation; DNA replication; double-strand break repair via break-induced replication.